Exophiala oligosperma is the source of this 2698-nucleotide messenger RNA. RefSeq lists its product as uncharacterized. NCBI's taxonomy places the organism in Eukaryota, Fungi, Ascomycota, Eurotiomycetes, Chaetothyriales, Herpotrichiellaceae. The record is from RefSeq and is a predicted model, not a curated record. The transcript has 5 exons. Bases 131 to 1744 code for a protein of 537 amino acids.
AGAACAGAUCCAGAAAGUCGACCAGCAGCCACGUCCUCGGCCAUACCAGGGCACAUAUCUUCAAUAUCGUCAAGGACGAGUGUGAACGGACGUGCGACAUCACAUUUCGAUACCACGCUAGCUCCGACUCAUGACGACAUCCCCACGACUCGAUAUGCGGCACACAAUUACGACGACGUCACGUCAGGGGAUGGACGUGAAUGACGUUUCCCCACCAAUUUUGGUGCAUUCCCUGCCAGGCGUUGACGUUCGUGACAACGCUUCCCCAACGAUGUCAGCUACCUUGCAAGAUAGAGCAUAUGCCUUGCUUGGCUCAUCCAAUGGACGGACUGCUCCGCGGGCUCACCGAAGUCUCGACCACCAGGCGGUACUACCAGGCACGAACAUUCAUGACACCAAGCUCCCUACUAUGAUGGCUACCUUGCAAGAUCAGUCCCAUGUGCUGGUGGAAGGCCCGGCAGCGAUCUUGCGGAAGGAUCUUAAUGCGGACAGUCACGAGCUGGCGCACCAGGUACCAGAGGUCCGAGGUGCUGUUCAAACCACACAGCCUAGUAGCAGCAACGCCGAAGUCGUGAGAGAUAUUGGUUGGCAUAAGGCUAAUGUAGAGAUACCUGAUCCGCUGAUAGGUGGUCACACAAAUAGAGAGCUUUUUCAAUUCAUCAGACGCUUCAACAAGGAUGUCUUCGAUGUCAGAGCUGUGCCUAUGGAAAUCGCAAGUGGUCUCGACCUUAAUGAUGCGUGGUCUCAGGAUCAUGCGGCCGACAAAUUGACGCUGCACCUGGAACGGAUUUACUUGACUGUGGUUCUUGGCUUCGCAAGUCUUGGAAAACAAGUAUCGCGACUUCGUUCAUGGAAGGAGACUCGCCGUACAUCGGCGUUCUGCGCGGUAUAUUUCACUGCGUGGCUACUUGAUCUUCUUAUGCCGCUCCUCCUGGGGACAUUGAUUCUCGUGGCCUCUUCUGUGGAAGCUCGCAACGCACUCUUUCCGCCAGCACCGCGUGCUCUGGUAAACAUCAUGACAGGCGGGUGCCAGAAGCCGCAGGCAGGUCAGCUAGGCACCAACGACACACUCACCGGUGCUCCGGAAAAGCAGCCGGGUGAAGCUAUGGAGGAGGAAGCGGCCAAUUUCGUCGACAACGUCCGACAUAACCUUCAAAGGGCUAUCGGUAUGCAUAACAAGCCACAGCAGGAGGGAGAUCCACUGGAGGGGAAGGUUCCGAAGCCUGUCAGGGAAGCAGUCAAAGCCGUCCAAGCCGCAGGUUCCGCACCAGGGCAUAUCACCGAGACUACCGAUCAGACUCAGGAGCCGAUGGAAGAGAUCAUAUGGGCUGGUGUCAACCCGGAAACUGUUGCCAAUAUCCUUGAUGUUGCGCCACAUGUGGUUGGGGAGGUUGCUGAUAAUUGGGAGAGGGUUGCGAACGCACUUUCGCCAACUUCACCAUUUUCUCAUGUUGCUUUCCUCAGAAUCGAUGCUGUUCUAGUCCCUCUAUUCCUCAUGUCGCUUUUUAUUAAUUAUUACAUGGUCUAUAAGACAACUGGGUUGGCCAUUGGAUUCGUCAUUUUUGGCGACCCAAUACUGACACCUUCAAUGGCGUGGUUCAAACGAAAGGUACCCAAUUAUAUGGAGCUUGCAGAGCCCAAGAAUAAUAUUCUUCGCGGCGUGCCAACCAAGUUGCGAAAGGACUGCAAUUCUCAAUUUCUCAACUCGUCUCGACCGAGUUUCACAUGGCAGACGUAUACAUAAGCACCCUUUUUCCUCGGUUGUGGCCUUGAAGUCAAAGAGGCGGGAGGGGACUAUAAUGAGGCGAUCAUGCAGCUUGCCGUGUGGUCCGCCGCAGCUCUUGAGAAAUUGCAUUCCUUCGCAGAUACGACGCCUACGUACGCACUACUUAUCUAGGAGCGUAGGCGCCUUAGAAAGACCAAUAUAAUGUUGUAAGGCAGAUUGUGAGAGACGUGGAAGAGUGUGAGAGACGUGGAAGAGUGUGUGAUUGUGAGAAAUACAUCCCCCUACAAGCCCCCUAUUGUUACUUGACAAGCUUGAAUCUCCGCUUGCUACUCGUAAACUAGUUGGAGAAAUUGUGAGGAAGGACACUAAAUUCCAACAAGAUGUUGGAGGCCUGCCCGGCUCGCCGGGCCAGAUAUAGAAAUGCUCUGCGUAUAUCAUGACUUUGUCAUGUCGCAAGAACAAUUCUUAGUGGAUGAUAUCUCUGUUCGUACUUCGCUAACCGUAUGAGGGAGUGAGAGACAGGAAGAAUUCUCCUUUCAGCAAUGAAUGUCCCAUUAAUCUCUUCACGACACAAGAUUCCGUUGUGGCAAUUGAUGCCGCAUCAUUGCACUCAAGACACGUCCGAAAUGAUGGCUGACCGCCUUCAGAAGGCGGUUCUCAUAUACAAUGGGCCAUGAAACUGUCCGUUGUGAUAAUAACCUCCCGGGACGCGAUGAUUCCAGCAGUUUUCGUGACGCCGAGUCGACGAGGCCGGAUGAAUAUUUUCGAAAGUGUGUCUCUGAACAUCCUGUCGAUUACAAACAUGUGUUCUGUUUUUGGGGAUGUGAGUCAAGAGGCACGAAAUUUGAGAGUUUGGUGUUUUAGAACAGUCCGGAAAACGUCGCCUGGCAGGGUGUUCGAUCUUGCAGCCACAACCUUUUGGAUUCGGCAUGGUAGAUAAUUGAGGUAUGCCAGUUAUUAACCUUCUCUCGA